CUUCCUCACCCUUUUCUUCUUUCUUUCUCUAAGGAAAAGAUUAAAGAUUAGAGAAGAGAUUACAAGUUAAUCACCUCUUAAUCAUAUUGCUAAACAUAAAUAAUUAUUAAUCAUAUAAUAUAAUUAAGGAGAAAUUAAAAGAAAUGGGAAGAGCUCCUUGUUGUGAUAAAGCUAAUGUGAAGAAAGGUCCAUGGUCUCCUGAAGAAGAUGCUAAGCUCAAAUCUUAUAUUGAAAAACAUGGCACUGGUGGUAAUUGGAUUGCCUUGCCUCAAAAGAUCGGGCUCAAGAGAUGUGGAAAGAGUUGCCGCCUUAGAUGGUUGAACUAUCUUAGACCUAACAUCAAGCAUGGAGGAUUCUCAGAAGAGGAAGAUAAGAUUAUCUUAAGUCUUUAUGUUAGUAUAGGAAGCAGGUGGUCUAUAAUUGCAGCACAAUUACCAGGAAGAACGGAUAAUGACAUAAAGAAUUAUUGGAAUACAAGAUUGAAGAAGAAGCUUUUGGGUAAACAAAGGAGAGAUCAACAACAACAUUCUAGAAACCCUAGCAAUAACCCAAUACUAAAACAAGAAGUAAUGGAUAACAAAAUGGUUAAUCCAAUUUCAUUUACUUCAUCUUUAUACAAUAAUCACAACCAAUUCCCUAUACUUCCUCAAUUGAAUUUGCUUAAUUACUCAAAUUCUUGUAAUAUUUUCCAAGGAGUUAGCAAUAAUGAGGAUCAUAAUCACACUUCAACCAUGAAAUUACUGAUGAAGAUUGAAGGGGAUUAUGAUCAUACUAUAAACCCUAAUCAAAUCCUUCUUCAUAAUCAUGAUCAUUAUCCUAAUAUAAAUAACAUUGAUUAUCCAAGUAAUGAUAUCUAUACACAUGAAGGUCAAAUGGUGGAAGGGCAAAGUAGUACUUUCCCACCCGAAAUUGAGGCGUUGAUGAGUAGUAAUAAUGGCAACAACCCACAAAGGGAGGUUUUAGAUGGACUUGAAUUCUUGUAUGGCGGUGGCGGUGGUGGUUGUGGUGGCGGUGCUGGCGGCGAUUACGGUGGUGAUCAUUUGGUAAACAAUCAUGAAGGAAUGAUUUCAAUGGGAUCUCUUCCUAAUUUGGAACUUGAUGGUAAUGCUUUGAUUCAAGGUAUUGAAGAAGAAGGUAGUCAUUUUGAAGAGCAUAUGAGAUUAAACUCUUUUGUCUCUGCUCAACAAUCAGCAUGCAUAGUGUUCUUUGCUAUAAAAAACAGUUGGCUCAUUGUGAAGUGA
Molecule: messenger RNA, 1241 nt
Organism: Amaranthus tricolor (Joseph's coat)
Lineage: Eukaryota; Viridiplantae; Streptophyta; Magnoliopsida; Caryophyllales; Amaranthaceae
Product: transcription factor RAX3-like
Exons: 5
Coding region: 144-1241 (365 amino acids)
Source: RefSeq, a predicted model, not a curated record